Messenger RNA from Musca vetustissima, 3026 nucleotides. RefSeq names its product extracellular sulfatase SULF-1 homolog. The transcript is spliced from 8 exons. The record is from RefSeq and is a predicted model, not a curated record. The annotation marks the transcript as partial. NCBI's taxonomy places the organism in Eukaryota, Metazoa, Arthropoda, Insecta, Diptera, Muscidae. Gene Ontology annotation, molecular function: N-acetylglucosamine-6-sulfatase activity; glycosaminoglycan binding.
AUACUGACAAUGAAGAAAUUACCGAUGAUGAUUUCGAAUUUGAAAAUGAUGAAGAUGAGACGGAUACCUCAGCUGCUAUUAACGAAGAGGAGGAGGAUAACGAUGCCACAAAUGAUGAACUCGAACAACAAGAUCAAUUUGAUAAUAAUCUGCCAUUGACCCCGUAUAAUACAAAAAUGAUGCGUUUAAAUUCGGAAUGUUCUGAUCCAAGUCUCUUGGAAGAUUGUAGAGCUGGGCAAAAAUGGAAAUGUGUUAAUGAGAAUGGAAGAUGGCGGAAACAUAAGUGUAAAUUUCAUCUCCAAUUGCAGCAUCAUUUGGCAGAAAUAUCCAAAUACCCAAAGAAUCAAAAUAAACGUAAUUGUGCUUGCUUUACACCAGAUGGUGUGGUCUAUAUUAAACCUGAAGUUCGGAAGAGGAACCAAAACUUUGGUAAAAAUUCCCGACGCCACAAACGUGACACUGAGAAUUUCGAUAUCGAGGAACUCUACCAUUCUGAGCUGCCCUAUGAAAUGGAAGAAUUAUUGGAUAUCCAUAAAAAUGUACACAACCUCGAGCAGUAUCUUUUGGAGCAACAUAAAAAGAACGCUGAAAAGUUAUCAAGGCCCAAAAGAGAACUUACGGCACAUUUAUUCGAAAAUCCUGAAAAUUUAAAUAGUGAAGAGAAUAAAAAGAACAACGCUUCCAAUGAUGCCAUCUCCAAAGUUAUACAAGAAAUUCAGGAUACUUUGGAAACAUUGGAGCUGAAAUUUGUUGAACAUGACUGGACGGUGAAUAGUACCUCAAAGACAUCGGCCACCAAAAUGACUUCGGCUGGAUUUGUACGAGGCGGAAAAUUCCCCAAAGUGGGUGGUCGUGUCGGUACUCGUUGUUAUAUUGAAUCUCAAAGUGGUAAAGUCAAUUGUUCCGAUGUUAUUUAUGAUGACGAGAAGACAUGGCGUAAAUCGCGAUCACAAAUUGAUAUGCUUAUCAAGGUAUUGAAGGAUAAAAUUACCCAUUUGAAGGAUAUCAAGAAGCAAUUGAGGGAAAGCAAGCAGCAGCAACAGCAAGGGCGUUAUUGGAAUAAUGAAUUCGUCAACAACAACAACAAUCGGGGAGAUCAAUACAAUAAUGGGGAAGCGAAUACCAAUGCUUAUGGCUCGGGAUAUCGUCAUCAAAAGGGUCGUCAUCGUGGCCAACAGCCUCAGUCUCAACAUGGUUAUAAUCGUUAUCACAACAAUGCGGGAGUUAUGGGUAAUCCCAUGUACUCCUCCGCUGGAAACAGCGCUGGAAGGAGACGAAUCAUUGUAUCGAAUGUUGAGAAUCCUGAAUUCGAUAUGAACUAUUUUACUAGUACUUCACGCAGAACCAAUUAUGAGGAGAUUAUGACCUCGACACAGAAAAACAAACAUCGCAAUAAUCAAGUGCCAAAUACAUAUACGACCACAACUCUGCCAGAUGGUCCAAAUAAAAAUACCCCAUGGAGAAGUACAUCGGAUGAAGUUUCCCAAGGUAGCUAUGAAGAAUCCAGCUAUCCAAGUUCCACCUCGGAGAGCAUAGCAUCCAGUUCGGAAAUGGGCCACAGAACUAAACCCAAACAUCGAGGACAGAAGGAAGAAGUCAAAGAAACAUAUUACAAUUCUAGGCAUGAUACUGGCAAUACUCAAUUUUCAGGACCAGCUGAAUGUUAUUGUGAACCGGAUACAGAUUAUCAAGAUUCCAAAGAAAUUGCGCGAGAGGCCAGACGCAAAUUGAAGGAGGAAAGGCAACGCAAAAAGGAAAGGAAACGGAUCAAGAAGGCACGCCUGGAAAAGGAAUGUCUAUCGGAGAAAAUGAAUUGUUUUUCGCAUGACAAUACUCAUUGGCGUACCGCCCCGUUAUGGAAUGAUAGUCCAUUCUGUUUCUGUAUGAAUGCUAAUAAUAAUACUUAUUCCUGCCUAAGGACCAUAAAUGCCACACACAAUUAUUUAUAUUGUGAAUUUACGACGGGACUAAUAACAUUUUAUGAUUUGAAAAUUGAUCCCUUCGAAACUUUAAAUCGCGCCUCAUCGCUUACACAGGCUGAGAAGUCGUAUAUGCAUGAUACAUUGGCCAAACUCAAAAGUUGUAAGGGCAAAAGUUGUACCAUUAAACGUACAGUGACAGUUGUAAAUUCGAACAACUCCACCAGCUCAAAUAGUAUUAUACAAAGAGGCACGAAGCGGAAACAUGUUUCCAGUUUAAUAACCUCAUCACUGAAUGGCAAUUCCGAUUUUGUUUCCAAUCGCAUGGAUUAUGAAGGAUCACCGACAAAACGCAGGAAAUUGUCAAGCCGCUGGCCACCGAGCUCCACCACCGCAAACAACAACAAUAAUAAUAUAAGGCGUAAACAAUGGAAGCUGCAACAUGUAAAUCAUCAACAACAACAGCAUUCCUAUUAUAAUCCCCAUCAAAAGAGUCAACAUUUAAGACCAUCAGCAUAUAAUACUAAUCACCACAAUAGGAUGGUGCCUCAUCAACAGCGGCAACAACACCAUCAUCAACAGCAGCACCAACAACAUCAGUCACCACAAUCUAUGGCCUCUGAACGUGGUAAUAGUAUUCGAAGAAAUCGUUUUCAUGAGGAGGACACCCAACGCUAUCAACACAAUGCUGAAGUUAAAAAAUCAAUGGCAAUAGGAUCACCAUCACCACCUCAAUCAUCCGCAUCAUCUCCAACAGCACCAAAUGCCACAGUGACAACAAUGCAACAACACAAAGAGGCCAAGGAUAAUGUGAUGGGUGGUGGUGUAUUGUAUAAAGACAUCAACAGCAAUAAUAGUAGCACAACUUCACAUGCAGAUUCUGCAGCGGCUGCAGAUGCAAACAAUUCCAAUUGGAUGCCAUCUUCCUCUUCAACACCAGUGCCAUCAUCCGAUACAGUAGCAGAUGCUGGACCAUCGGCAUCUUCAUCAUCAUCAUCAUCAUCACUUUUGCCACUGGAUAGUGAUGGUGAUGAUGCUGAAUUUUUGAAAAUGCAUAAAAAACAACAACAGCAACCAAUGACCACAUUACCCGAAUUAAGUCUGUAG